Molecule: messenger RNA, 9196 nt
Organism: Patella vulgata (common limpet)
Lineage: Eukaryota; Metazoa; Mollusca; Gastropoda; Patellidae
Product: F-BAR and double SH3 domains protein 2
Exons: 23
Coding region: 71-2341 (756 amino acids)
Biological process (GO): neuromuscular synaptic transmission; regulation of actin filament polymerization
Cellular component (GO): recycling endosome; neuromuscular junction
Molecular function (GO): protein binding
Source: RefSeq, a predicted model, not a curated record
AUCGGAUUCUCCGCGGGAGGAGAAGAGAACGGCCGUAUGAUUGUAAUGGCGAGUUGUUUACUAUAAUGUCAUGUCCCAAAGUGGAAUUAACAAACAUAACCGUAACAUGCUACCGCCACCUCGUAAGGUGAAGCCGUCGGUGGCUUUGAAAAAUAUCCACAGUGAACAAGUGUCAAAAUUGCAAACGAAACAUCAACAGGAAUGUGAUCUAUUAGAAGAUCUACGAACAUAUUGUCAGAAGCGAUCUGUUUUAGAGAAAGAAUAUGCUCAGGGUUUAUUAAAAUUAACCAAUCAGUUAUUAAAGAGAGAAUUUCCUGCUCAGCCUGAUGUAUCUUCUGAUGAUGGACGAGAACACAAAAAAUGGUUCCCCUAUUGUGAUAGGACAGCAUGUACUGUGUGGCAUAAUAUACUGGAAGAAACAGAGAAAAUUGCAAAAGCCAGAUUACAGGCAGCAGAAAUGUACAUGGAAAGAAUUGCUGAGCCAGUUAAACCUCUUAGAGCCAGUAAAAUGCAAUGUAUGAAAAAGGUAAUGCCUCAAUUAACAACAAUACAAUCAGAGUUAUCUAACACUGUACUAGAGUUGACCAAAUCACAGAAAACAUACAACACUGAGGAAAGUCUUGCUCACGAAGCUCGACAAAAAUCAUCAGACGCCGACGAUAAGUUGAAAAGAAAAUCAACAGGAAUAUUUAAAUCUAUGGCCGGUUUACAGAAAAAUAGUGCUAAGUUAAAAACUCGACGGGAUGGAUGUGAAGUGAGGUCAACUUCUUGUCGUAAUGAAUAUAUUUUAAACAUGUCUGCCGCUAACGCGCACCAAAUAAGGUAUUAUAGUACAGAUUUACCAGAACUCUUACAGGUUUUAGAUGGAGAAGUUUAUGAGAAAAUAGAGGAAUACUUUAAACUGAUUGGUCAGACAGCAGCAGAUAUAAGCCAAUCAGAAACAGACAGUUUUAAAAAUGUUGUGACUCAAGCAGAAAAGAUAUGUCGACAAUAUAGUUUACAGUGUUUUUUAUAUCAACAUCCGGUAUUUACAGAUUUAAUACAAUAUCAAUUUGAGCCAUGUCACCAAGAUCCUAUAUGCAAACUAAGUGCUGAUUAUAAUGCAGCUCCUGAUUUAGAUAAAGAAUCCAAGAAAUGGGCGACGAAAGUUGCUAAAGAAACAAAACUUAUACGAGAAUAUAACAGAUUACUGAAGGCUUAUCAAUGUGGUGGUUCAGUUGAACGGUUGACUGAACCUGGUGAUGGGGGAACAACUCCAACCCAAGACCCAGAACAAAAAAUGGAAGAGUUACGACAAAAUAUAAGAAAAGCUGAGACGUCUAAAGCAAAAGCAGAAGGUAGAUUAGAGGCUUUACGUGCUGUUGGAAUGAAUAUAGAUGAGUAUUUAAAUAAUGCCCAGAUGGAAAGUCUGGGUACUGAAGAUCUGACAAUGGCCAGGGUGCCAAGUCAAAUGUCUCUAAGAACAGAAAGCUCUGGCGGACACAGCGCUGAUGAACCAACGUAUACACAUUACGAUGAUGAUGAUGAUUUUAUAGAUGACACGUUUAAUACGUCUGCUGAAAAUGAGACUUUCUUCAUCCAUAGUUCCGGUAAACAAUUCCCCGUAAAAUGUCGAUCUCUUUAUGCUUUUGAGGCCACUAAUUCAGAUGAAUUAACGAUACAGGCUAACGAAGAAUUAGACCUCAUUGCUAAUGGUGAUGGUGAUGGAUGGGUCAAGGCUCGAAAUUUGAGAGGUAAAACAGGCUACAUUCCUGAAAACUAUGUAAACCUUACCGAUAGUAUUAUAACAGAUAACCAAACACCCAGUGAACCAGCUACUCCAGUUGCUAUGCAACCACCAGAAAUACAGUCCCCUAUAGCAGCCGACAUACAACAUGAAACAACCUCUAGUUAUUCAUCCGGUGACCUUGAAAUUCAGCAGACGACGGAUGUAAUGCCUGUUGAUAAUUUCCAUCUACCAUUACAAGAAUCCUAUUUACAAGAUGUAUGGGCUAGAGCUUUAUAUGAUUAUACUGGUAGUACUGCCGAGGAAUUACAGUUUAACGAAGGAGCUCUGAUAAAAAUAUUACGCAAAGAUCAUGGUGUUGAUGAUGGUUUCUGGGAAGGAGAAAUAAACGGUAGAGUGGGUUUAUUUCCGUCACUUGUCGUAGAAGAAAUAACACAAGAAGGAAUGUCUCUCGAUGAUCCUUUCUCUCCUCAAUUAACAAGUCCUCCUGACUUUGCCCCACCCCCACCAGUGAUGGUAACAUUACCAACACCCGAUGAGUUACCUCCCCCUGUCUCUAAUGGUGAUGAUACCGGUGUUCAGCAGCAGGCAGCUCCACCAGAACAGAAGGAAUGAUAAGAAUGUUUUUCAAGAAAGUUCGAUUUUGUGAAAAUCAUGUUAUAUCCUCCGCCUUCUAUGUACAGUCGAACUAUUUAAUGAUGGCGGAUUACUACGACAGUGAAGGAGGUGAAGAGUCUCUUGUUUGACCUUAGAUCCACAAGGUGUAGGGAUAUUAUAUAUUUAGAUUAUGCAUAUUAUGUAACGGGUAUAUAUAUAUAUUGAUAAAUGCAAAUUAGUAGACGAUGUACACCAAUCAUCAUGUGUGUAAGAUAUAAUUGAAAAUAGCGAGUACCUUAUUUAGUGCCUGUAGGCGUAGAGGAUGAUAUAUGUUGAUUUAUGCUAAUGGCAUACAAAUGUAUGCAUUAAUGAUGUGAUAGAUGUAUUUAGAUUGACUUCAUGAUUCCAUUUAUUAAAUGGCUCACAUACAACAUGGGACCUGCUUUCUCCUUAUCUUCAUAUUUUAACACUUUAUUUUUAAAUGGAAAUGUUGAAACAUAAUUUUUUUUAGAAAAUCAGAAUAUGUUGAAAUAUCAUUUUAAAAUUAUGAACUGUCAUAAUUUGAUUGAUUUUGAAUGAAGAAUUGGCUUAAUGCUGCCUACUGGGCUGAAAUCUUCUCCUAGCUUUGGACAUGUGGACAUAUGUUGAUCUCAGAUUGUUCAAUUGUAUUGUGUCGUUAAACUCAGUAACUAUUUGUCUGCUUAAGAAAAACAAGGGGACCCUACUCCCCAUAAAAUACAAGAUUAAAGAUAUUUCUCAAUACCUUAAUUGUGAAUAGGGUUAUGUUAGUUUUGGUCUAUUAUAGCAGUUUACAUAUUGAUAAUGAUUUGUUUUCAUCGGGUCCCAUGUUUGGUUUUUUUUUUUAAAAGAUUUUACACAAUAUAUAAAAUAUGUACAACUGUUUUAUUGUUUUAAAUUCUACAAUCACAAUGUAUAUAUAUAAAAGUUGUCAUCUGUUGAUUUAUGUAAAAAUCAAGUAUUUAUUUGUAUAUUAGAAUCAUAUAUUAUAUAUAAUGUUGAUUUUUCAAGUAUGUAGGAGUUUGAAUUAGAUUUAUGUGUCAUUGGUCUAACAUUGGUCAAACAUAAGCAUUAAAUAACAGUUGUAUUGUUAUUCCUUGUAGACUGGGGCUAGAGUAUUUAAUAUAGAUAUACCAUAAAAAAAUUAGAUGCAUGUAAAGACAAGAACUUACAUACAGUUCACCAAUAGAAUACAUUUAUUAGAUAUUUCAAACAUUUAUAUAUUUCAUUAUGUAUGUACUUUUAUUACUUGCUGGACGAGAACUGUACCUGUUUUUCGUGUAGUGUAGCAUAUUUUCCCUUCACAUUUUAUCCAUCAUUAAAAUCUUAGAUCUGAAAUUAACCGAAGAUACAAAUCCAGAAUUGAUGGUUACGUACUUAAAAGAAAAGAGUUAAUGUUGUGUCAGUUUGUUUCAGGGUGAUUGCGUUUGGAGUUGAACACUAUGGAGUGUCACAUUAUGAAUACAAAUUAUCGUACAGGAGCCCAAAUUUGCCGUUGUAGUCAAAUAAUCAGGACACAGGACUCUCGGCUACAAUGUCUCGGGUUUGAAUCCUGGUGUUGACUGGGAAGCUCGUUUAAGAUUUUCACUUUUAGCGGUGGUGGUGGCUGACAAGUGUACCUAGUCGCAAUCUAAUUAAAAUAUAGAUCUAUAUUUCGUUUCGUUUUUUAUACUUUCGAUGACCUACAGUACAUGUAGAUCUAACAAGUUAUAGUGGGAGUUCACGUUCUAUGACGUCAGGUACCAAGCAAGCGACAUUUGACCCGAUUACGUCUGUCAUUCGAUUAACCAAUUAGCGACCGCCAUGUAUUUUUUAUCUACUUUUGCUUUGUUUUGAUUUCUAUUGCCGCUAAUGUCUACCUACAGUUCCGCGCAAAAAAGGUCAAACGCUCGAUUCGACAGACCAUUUGAUUGGCUGACCCCUCAUUUCAAGCAGAACACGAGUUAAAUAACAACGCUUCCAGAUCCAAGUGUAGUAAAGACAAGUAAAAUCGAAAUUUUGAACUAUAAAAACGAAACGAAAUUGGAUCUGUGUUUUAAUCAGAUUGACCUAGUCGUUGAGAAAGUAUGUAGAACCAAGAUCUUUCCGUGUACAUAUCGGCACACACGUAAAAGAAUCAUUAACAGUUGGAAAUAGCUUCAACCUAAUUUCUGGGUCAGAUUACCAUAUUUGAUGAUGAAGACAUUAUUCUGGAAAUAUCCAGCAAACAGAUUGUAUCAAAUGUGACUAUAUAUGUGUAUAGUCAUUCCAUAGUUGUAUAAACUCCAACAGUGAUCCCCCUUUGACAAACCAUUGCAUAUUGUCUCAUAAAAAAUGUGUUGACUUGUUUAGAAAUACAACUUGUUGAAUGUCCUAUGUCUCGAUUCUAUUAUCCAUGACAAACAAAAAGAUAUGUUAAAAUUAUAUCUUCAGCAUAACAUUUAUUGAAUUUAAAAUGUGUUCAAAUACAAAACACCAACAUGUAAAUAAUUUGCACCGUUUUGAACACAAAUCUUGCAGUGCUAUAUUUAUUAUUCAUGUCCAGCUUCAUAUUGCAUUUGAAAGAUACGAGCAUCUGUAAGUUUGUUGGCAUUUUUUAUGAAAGAUCUGAACAGAACAUAUAGUGUGUGUCUGCACUUGUUCUAAUACACUGUUUGAUAAAAAAAAAAUUGGACUGCAAUUUACAGGGGUCUAAUUCACGAAAAACUACAACUAAAAUAAUUUUAAGGAUGCUGGCAUUUCAUUGGUUUUUAAAAUUUGAUUAGUCUAUUGCUACUUUAAGCGUUGUAAAUAAUGUCAAAGGCAUUCAAUGCAGCAUUUGUCUUUAUUAAAUCCUAUGUGAAUGUACCAAUAGACAAGAAUUAAUUAUAUUUACUUGUGCAAUGUAGGCUCUCUUGUAUCAAGAAGAGGUAUUGUAUUAUUACUAUUACUAUUAUUAAUAAAUAACAUAUAUUAUGUGCUGCUUAAGAAUUUACUGUAGGUAUAUUUAAAGGCAUACAAGACUUAAUGUUUUGACAUGCAAUGUAUCUGUUAGUUUCAUAUUUGAAAUAUGUUGUACUUACAAAUGGAGGGUGAAUUGUCUCCCUUAGGCAGUUUUAUUAUCUCCCCUUUGGUCUUAUUUGUGGCCCGACCUUAAUAAAAUCAUCUUUUAUUACUGAGAACACAAUUAUAAACUCGGAUUAGGCUAAUCCUGAGCUUAAACCCCUUUCUGUUAUAUAACACAUAUGCCAUUGAAUUAUUUCCCCAGAUAUUUGGAACAGGAACUGAACCCAGUCGCUAUUCAUCUUGGGAGUCGUUCUUUGCAAAAAGCCAAAAGCUCCACCAAUUCAUGUACAAUCGACAUGAUCGAAACUUGGCAUGCUUGUUCAUUGGACAAUUGCCAGACUUUGAUUUUUGAUGACGUCACAAUUAUAAGAUCGCAUAGAUGACAUCACGCUCGGUUCCUGGUCCAUAGUUUAUGCUAAUACUUGUUUUGUAAUGAAUUUUAAACUUUGCUAAAAUAUCUUUUCAACGAACUUGAUCCUGUUAGCAUAUCAUGUAUACAUGUAUAUAUUAUACUUAUGCAAUUUUUGAUGCACUGUGCACAACUAUGUUGAUUUAGUACCGGUAACUAUGGUAAUUGUUGUAUGAUGUUAUUAUAUAACUUUAGGCUAUGCAUUAUCUGUACAGUGUUAUUAUAUAUUUGUCAGUAAUUUCAUGUUAUUUGAUGUAGUGUUGGAUUGUGUCAGUGUCGUGCAGAGGUUUGGUGUUACCUGGGCCAGUUUCAUGAUUGUUUGCCUUCACGACUCUGGGUCAAUUCCAUGAUUGUUUGCCUCCAUGACUCUGGGCCAAUUCCAUAAUUGUUUGCCUCCAAGACUGUGGGCCAAUCCUAUGAUUGUUUGCCUCCAAGACUGUGGGCCAAUCCCAUGACUGUUUGCCUCAAAGACUUGUGUAUAUGGCCUAGUAUACGAGAAAGGAAGACAUCGUAAAUAUGUCAAAACAGAUGAAACAAACUAUUUAUUCAAAAAUAAGUAGUACAGCUUGUACAACAAAGUUAACAGCAAUAAUUUAAAAAAAAAAAUUAAUUUAAUUUCACUGUUUAAUUAGAUGCCCCCUUGAUAUGGAUGCCCUGGACAGUUGUCCUAUCUGCAUGUCACUGGUUGGUGAUUUUCAACAACUGUAAAUUAUAGUAUAACCACAGUUAUCUUCUGUAAGUUAUUUGUUUGUUGGCUUAUUUGUUAAAUUAUACUAAUAAACAAGGUUUUACACAAGCCCAUUCUUAGUUACUUAAGUCUGUAAGUUUCAGUACGUCUGAUUGGUGGAAGAACGUUUGUUUACAGCUUUUGACCAAUCAGCAUGAUCAAACAUAUUUAUGGCCUUAUUUGGAGCUUUUCACAUGUGACACUUUAUUUAUUAGUAUAUGUAAGUCUUAAAAGGAACUGAUUAUCGUAUGGGGGUGGCGUUUAAGUAUAACAGAGUCAACUUUCUAUAAUUGUGAUCCAUAAGGCAAAUAAUUCGAUCCAUAAAGCAGUGUUCUUUGGCUGCUUCAUAAGUAUCUCUAGGCAUGUAUAUAAUUUGUCAGCUGAUAAAACUCGGAAGAUUAUUUCGGAAGUCCCAGUAAUUUAUUGGAAUUUUGUCGAAGAUAGAUAGUUAACAUUUAAUUACCAUAAAUAUUACUGUAUUUAUAUAUUUAAGACAUUUUGCAUGCCAAAUACUUAGCCCAAUUCCUAACCGUUAAUGAAAUGUUCCUAGUGUGUAAAGGUUAUUACUAAGUGUUUUGUAUACAAAAAGUCCAACACAUAAACAUAGAACCUUGACAUUUAUCGUAACUUAAAGUUUAACUAUUAAUCAUCACAACCUAUUACAUAUUCCUCAAGCAAUGGUUACAGGCAGUAUCAGCUCAUUAACCAAUAAUGCUCAUAACCAUUGCUUCUGGAAUGUAUAAUAUCCUAUUUAAACUACACUUAGCUUUGAUUCCUAAAAAUCCCAUUUCAGCUAGUCUGUACAGAGAGGAAAUCAUUUAAGCUUGUGGGUUUUUUAGUUCUAUUACAGCACAUUAAAAAUAUUUAUGCAAAUUAGUACGGUAUUUAGAAUUGUUGAUGGGUGUUGGAACAACAUGGAUAGUUUGAUUAGAUUGGCCACUUAGAUAAAUAUUAUAAUAUAUGUAAAUAUUUAUCAAUGUUUGGUCAUGGUAGUUAAGCAUAAUUUAGCAAACAACACUUUUUUUUAAAUUAUAAAAAAAGUUUAUUAUCCAUAACAUGCAGCAAUUUCACAAAUGUUUAUGGAGAUAGUGGUAUAUCAGGGAAUUUUAAUUAUGGAAGGGAAUCAUGACCAAAAUGUUAAUUUCUAUUACCUGUGUUUUCUCUAAAGACCCCUUUAGUUUGUGUCAGGUAGACGUUAAACCCCAUUUCUCUCUGUCUCUGUUAAUCUUUGAAGUCGAAGCAUUAAGCUGCCAUUCCCCAUCACUAUUUUUUAGCCAAAUAAGAUAGAAGUUUAGUUCUGGCCUCGAUUUCUCUUCCAUAAUUUCACAUAGGCUAAUAUUAUAGAUUAACUGUACAUUAAUUUGCUUGGGUUAUUAUUAUAGAUAUAUUUAAAGGAAGUUUAUUUGUAAUGAGUGAGUAGUAUAACUCUUUUUAUGUUGAUGAAUUGAUUACCGUUGAUUAUUUUAUUUUUACAAGUUUAUCAUUUAUCCGUAGACAAAAUACAUAGAUCUGAAUCUAUUCUGAUUGUGUGUACACAUUGGCAUGCACACGAAAGAUCCCUCAAAAGUUGGAAUUCUAUAAAAGAGUAGGCCGUAGCGUCACUGUGGCAAACUUUCCCUCAAAGCACAAUGUAUGCAUAUGUUCGUCUUCAUUAUCCCAGUCAGAGCAGAAAAGUAGGACAUUAGACCCAAUUUCAUUUCUAUUCUGAUUGAUGAAAUAAAGUCACAUGUUCAUUUUGUCUAUGUAUAGCUAACUCAUCCGGUUCACAUCGGCUCAAAUUCAUUCUCCGGUUUGCUUUCUUAAAAUCAAAGAUAAUUUUAAAUGCUGUAAAAAGAAGUGUAUCUUUCCCUCCCGUAAGAUUUGGGUUUUUUGAGGGGGAUGGGAAGAUCUUUUGGUGAUGCAAAAGUAUUUAAGAUAUUUAAUUAUUCAUAUGUAAAGCUCAAAAACUGUUUUAAUGUCAUUUAAUCAUGUUUUAAUGUCAUUAAACCCAGCUCAGUCAUUCUCACAAUAUUUAAUAUGUAAAUUAUUCCUAUGGUUAAACUGGAUCUGAUUUGGGGUAAAAAAAGAAAUGACUCAGAGGGCUAGUUCUCAAAAUCCUGGAUUAUUAGAUUUUAAAUUUCUUAUUACCUUGAAAAUAUUUGUUCUUUCAUCUUCAUCUCUUAACCCUUUGCAUGUCCAAAUUUAGCCCUAUAAGACUUUCAUGGUAACUAAAAACAAUAAACCUGAGCAUUAAAGUGUUAAAAGUACUUAUAAUAACAGACCCCUUGUAAAUGAUAUGAUAGGUUUCUGUAUUAAACUUGUCUGCAAUAUCACAGAUGCCUGUAACUUGGAAAAUCUCUUUUAAUAUUUUAAGUACUGAUAAAGAGUCUGUUUAAGAUCAGUUAAUUGCCCCUGAAUUGGAGUCAGACCAGUUAUUUAAUAAUCUCGCUCACUUAUAAUAUAGUCACAGCUUAAUAUUAAAAGACAUUUUCCAUCUUACAGGUGUUUGUCUGCCAUACGACUCUGUGUAACAGAGAACAUGGCCGAUGCAAUCACAAUCUAUCUGUAUUAACAGGAAGUUAUUAUUAUUAUUGUUUAUUUUAAUGUUGAUUGAUUAUCGUCCGUUGAUAAUGUUAAUGAGUUUAUUUGUUGUGUAUAUUUUUAUUUUGUUUAUUUUUUGGUCUAGGAUAAUAAACACCAUUACUACAAAUAUUAA